Molecule: messenger RNA, 1485 nt
Organism: Miscanthus lutarioriparius
Lineage: Eukaryota; Viridiplantae; Streptophyta; Magnoliopsida; Poales; Poaceae
Source: the annotation of a GenBank genome assembly
AUGGCGGCGGCGGCGAGGGCGGCGCUGCUGCCCCCCUCCUCCUCCUCCCCGUCGCCGCUGCUCCGCCUCCCGCACCGCUUCCUCUCGCUCACCGCGACUCCCUACCCUCUCUACUACGACCUCAUCGUGCACCGCCCCGCGGAACCCAAUCCCCCCAAAUCCUCCGCCUCCGACGCCGCCGGGGCCGACCGCCAGCCGCAGCCAGCAUCCGACGAGCAGCCGCUGGACCGCGCCAAGCGCCGGUACCUCCGCAAGCGCCGCAGCCGCCUCCUCCCCGACCCUGACGCCACCACCACCACCACCAAGCCCUCCUCCUCGUCGUCGGAAUUCGUCGAGCUCCGGCCGGAGGUGGUGGACUUCCCGCGCCUGCACGCGCGCGAGGAGGCGCUCUACUUCCACGACACCUUCGCUAUGCCGUGGGAGAAGGACAAGCACUACCGUAUGCUCUACCGCCUGGAGAAGAAGUACUUCCCCCACCAGUCGCUCGACAAUGCAUUCGUCUCUGCUGACGCUGCCCCGGCCUCCGACGCCGAUAGGUGCCUCGUCUUCUUCGACGACGAGAAGAAGGAAGAUGAGGGAGAGGAGCGGGUGGUCAGUAAGAAGGGCGGCGACAGCAACGACAAAGGGGAGGUGCUGGAGAGGAAGGUGGAAGACUUCUUCAGGUCUCUGAAGAAGGGCCCCGGCCAAGCCGGCAACAAGGACAAGAGACCGGGAGCGGAGCCGCGGCAGGUGAAGCGCGAGGUGCCAAGGGAGGAGGAGCGUCCGCAGCCGUACCUCGUCACCAGGACCACGGAGCUGCCGCCGAGGUGGGACGGCCCGGCCGGGACCGUCGUGCUCAUCGACAAGCCCAAAGGAUGGACUUCGUUUACUGUUUGUGGAAAAUUGCGGCGCUUGGUGAAAGUACAAAAGGUUGGACAUGCUGGAACUCUGGACCCCAUGGCAACUGGAUUGUUGAUUGUUUGUGUAGGAAAAGCAACCAAAAUAGUUGAUAGCUACCAAGGAAUGGUUAAAGGCUAUAGCGGUGUUUUCCGACUUGGAGAAGCCACAUCAACCUGGGAUGCAGAUUCACCAAUUAUCCAGAGGGAACCAUGGGAACACAUCAAAGAUGAAGAUAUUAGAAAGGCAGCAGCAUCAUUCAAGGGUGAGAUAUGGCAAGUUCCUCCAAUGUUUUCUGCCAUUAAGGUUGGUGGUGAAAAGAUGUAUGACAAAGCAAGGAGGGGUGAAACAGUAGAGCUUUCACCAAGAAGAAUAUCAAUAUACCAAUUUGAUAUUGAGCGCAGUUUGGAAGACAGACAGAAUUUGAUAUUUCGAGUUACUUGCUCAAAAGGAACAUAUGUUCGGUCCCUAUGUGCGGACUUGGGUAAAGCACUUGGAAGCUGUGCUCAUUUAACUGCCUUGCGGAGAGACUCAAUAGGUGAAUACUCGGUCAAUGAUGCUUGGAACUUCGAUGAGCUUGAGCAACAAAUCACCAAGGGGUAUUUAUGA